This is a messenger RNA of Choloepus didactylus (southern two-toed sloth), 312 nucleotides long. Its product is annotated as prothymosin alpha-like. The record is from RefSeq and is a predicted model, not a curated record. Gene Ontology annotation, biological process: positive regulation of transcription by RNA polymerase II; negative regulation of apoptotic process. Gene Ontology annotation, cellular component: nucleus. NCBI's taxonomy places the organism in Eukaryota, Metazoa, Chordata, Mammalia, Pilosa, Megalonychidae. The transcript has a single exon. The coding region runs from base 1 to 312 and encodes 103 amino acids. Gene Ontology annotation, molecular function: histone binding.
AUGUCAGAUGCAGCAGCCAUGGAUGCCAGCUCCAAAAUCACCACCAAGGACUCAAAGGAGAAGAAGGAAGUUGUGGAGGAGGCGGAGACUGGAAGGGACACACCUGAUAAUGGAAACACUAAUGAAAAAAAUGGGGAAAAGAAGGCUGACAAUGAGGUAGAUGAAGAAGAGAAAGAAUGUGGGGAGGAAGAGGAGAUAGAAAGAGAUGGUGAGGAAGAGGGUGGAGAUGAUGAGGAGGCUGAGGCCACUACGGGCAAGCAGGCAGCUGAAGAUGAGGAGGAGGAGGAGGAUGUGGACACCAAGAAGCAAUAG